AUGUUGUCCUCGCUGCGCAACCUAUCCAUGCGAGCCUACCUGCUGCAAGCGCUCAACUUUCUGACGGUCAUCUCGACGGCGCUAGCGCUGUGGAAAGGCCUUUCGGUAUGGUGCGAUACGGAGAGUCCAGUGGUGGUGGUGUUGUCGGGAAGUAUGGAGCCGGCAUUUUAUCGCGGAGAUUUAUUGUUCUUGAGCAUGCCGGAUGCCAAGAGAAAGUUCAAGGUGGGUGAUAUUACGGUUUAUAAAGUGCCGGGAGCGGAUAUCCCAAUUGUUCAUAGGGUGCUUGAGACGCACGAGUGAGUGUCCCGCGCGAUGCGGCGUGGCGCUCGACGAGACUCGUGCACUGUUGACAUAUCCUUUACCUCCCCCUCCACAAUUCAACGACAGCUUGCCAGAGGAGGAGGAUCAACUGCUGUUGACAAAGGGAGACAACAACUCGGCGGACGAUUUGGUGCUGUACAAUGGCACGAGACAUUUGAGGAGGAGCAAUGUGGUUGGAAAAGUCAAGGGAUAUAUGCCUUAUGUUGGGUGAGUAGGUGUCGCGAGUCUGGCUGGUGUGUGGUUUGUGGAAGCUGGCAGGCAGGCAGGCAGGCGGGUGAGAAGGCAAGAGCUGCAUUGGCAAACAUCUUGCCACAGUCGCACAGACGCCCACCCGUAGCAAACAGCGCACGCUCGCUCGCAUAGCUUGAAUGCGACACGCGACACGCGACAUGCGACACGCAAGCUUCAUCUCGCCCUCCCCCACCAUGCUCACACUCGUUUGCCCCCCGACUCUCAAACAGGUACGUGACGAUUGCGCUCAACGAUUAUCCGAAGCUCAAGUACUUGUUGUUGGGAGGCUUGGGCCUAUCUUUGCUCUUGCAGAGGGAGUAA
Molecule: messenger RNA, 873 nt
Organism: Ceraceosorus bombacis
Lineage: Eukaryota; Fungi; Basidiomycota; Exobasidiomycetes; Ceraceosorales; Ceraceosoraceae
Source: the annotation of a GenBank genome assembly